AUGGAACUCAUGGAGCUUGUCGAGAACGAGCCCACUGCUCGCCCCUUCCAGUGCGACUGGCAGUCGUGCAACAAGAGCUUCAACAGGAAGUCUGAUUUGCAGAGACACUACCGCAUUCACACCAACGAGCGUCCCUACUCCUUCUGCCGCAAGACCACGAUGGUCAAGCACCAGAGGAGAUCUCACCAGCGUGGCCUCCACCCCAAUGAGCUCUUGGAUGAUUGCACAUCAGACUCCGACAGUGGCGAGUCUCCUUCGACACCGAAGCACGCUGGCAUGCAAUGGCCUCCCCAGGGCGUGAUGGCCAUGAACCACCCCGGUAUGGGUCACGCAAUGCACCGAGCUGCCUCGUUUGCCGACUUCGGCCAGCACAUGAACGGUUACCCGAUGCCCCAGCAGCAACAACAGCAACACUACGGCGCGCACCGCCACAGCCUUUCUUCCGGCGGGGCACACGAGGUCCACGGUAUGGUCCACGAUCAGCAACACCCCGGUGUACACAUGCUGCAGCGAACCGCCAGCAUGGGCCAGCACUCGUACUACGUGACGGAGCAGGGCAACCCGGGUGUCGCUACCAUGAACACGGCCAUGCCCCAACAGUACGGGCAGGUGCCCCGGCAACAACAGCCGCAGGUUGACGUGCCGUACUCUCAACCUGGUAUGAACCAAUCCAUCCAAAGCAGCCCGAGCAGCUUUUCGGCAGCAUCGGGUAGGAGCCCAUCCAUUCAGGAAGGGUUUUAUACUCACCAGCCAACCCAAGCAGCCACAUAUGCCUUGCAUCAUGCCUCCCCCGUUCUCGAGCAACAGCAAGCCGGCAUGGUCGCGUACCCGCACCAGCAGAUGCAGCAGCAGAUCCAUACCCCUCAGCCGAUCCCGACUCAGGCACCGCAGCCUCCGCCUCAGCAGGUCAGCCAAUACGCCUCCCCGACACCCCAGGCCCAACCCGAGGAGUACUGGAACGGCGUUCCGUACCAGGCACCGGUCGAGGUUGCGACGAUCGGCCAGCUGCCGACCUACGGCUCCGGUGUGUACGACCCUUGGGGCGGCCCCAAGAUCGAAUUCGAGGAUCCUUCAAUGCAGCUCCCGUCCGCACGGAUCGAGAACAUGUAA
Molecule: messenger RNA, 1110 nt
Organism: Colletotrichum fioriniae
Lineage: Eukaryota; Fungi; Ascomycota; Sordariomycetes; Glomerellales; Glomerellaceae
Biological process (GO): regulation of transcription by RNA polymerase II
Cellular component (GO): transcription regulator complex; chromatin; PcG protein complex
Molecular function (GO): RNA polymerase II cis-regulatory region sequence-specific DNA binding; DNA-binding transcription factor activity, RNA polymerase II-specific
Source: RefSeq, a predicted model, not a curated record